AAACCAAAAUACUGUUCCCUUCUCCAACAGGACGACAUCGAUGGAUGAUUCUAAUCAGCACCCCGAAUCUUCCCCUGCCGAUAUAGAUGCAUCGGAACCAUCAUCAAUUAUAUCAUCUUCUUAUGAAUACUAUUCAACAAUAUUACGCCAACAGUUCCACAGCUUAUGCUCUUCUUCCGCUUAUUGGCAUGUGCUCGAAAGCAUUUCUAGUCUCUGCAAGAGGACAAUCGUCUCUUCAACACCAAGAAGAAAUCGCGGGACGUCUCUCCCUCUUCCAGUGCCUUCAGCAUCUCUUGAACCUUUCAAGCUAUCAUCUGAGUCAUCUAGAGUAUAUGAGGUUUUAGAGGACAUAGCGGAGCAUACUUUCUUGAACAUGCAUAGUGUCCAGAAGAAUUUACAAUUUUGGCAAGCCAGGGCAGAGGGAUCAGCUUCUCAGAAAGCAUACUUCAUGGCUCUUGAGAGAGGGCCUCGAGCAUUUCUUGAUGGUUCGGCACAGUUGAUACAUUACUAUGUUUUCCAGGGUACUGGCAUGCAGCAUCUUUCUUCGUUAGCAUCCAUACAUAUCUCGGAAAGGAUAAGUAUCUUAACUAGGUUAAGAUACUCCUUGGCUACAUUUUUAGCACAGAUUUAUCUGGAGGUUGACAAAUUCGGGGAGCAGAUCCUUAAGGAGCCUGAAAAGUCAUUGGCUCCAAUACUGGCCUCUAUAAAUGGUUUAUUUUUAAAUUUGGAAGCAUCAAUUGGCCAUUUUAGUGCAGUACGUCUGACGGGUUCUUCUGUUGAUGGGAGCUACUCAUCUCCUUUGUUGUUUGAGAAACUGCCGGAUAUAAACCAGGAAGAGUCUCAAUGGACUGAUUGCGAGAUUAGAGAUACCAUCAACUUGAUAUAUUUAAAUCUAAACAAGCUGGAUGUGUACUUAGCUCUACUGGUUGCCAAACACAAGAAGCCAAGGACAAUAACCCUGCACUGGUUGCGCUACACUUUUGGGGCCGUAGGAAUUUCAGUAUUUUCACUAUGGCUUCUAAGCCAUAGUAGAUUGGCAGGAAGUCCUGACAUUGACAAUUGGAUUCUUGAGGCAAAAGAGACGAUAACUGGCUUUUUGAGCAACCAUGUAGAGCAACCGCUUAUAGCUAUAAGAGAUGAGCUUUUCGAGACAUUCAGGAAGAGACACAGGGGAGUAAUGGAACUCGAAGAAGUGCAGCUAACUUCUAAUUCACUACACAGAAUGUUGUUGGCAUUUAGUGAGCAGACUAAAGGUCAAAAGUUCCCAGCAAAUGCUUCGGACCAAGAAAUGCUUGAAAUAGUUAUGGGCAGAUACGAGCAGGACCUUAUGCAUCCGAUCCAAAAUCUUCUUGGGGGAGAGCUUGCUCGUGCAAUGCUUAUCCAAAUUCAGAAGCUAAAACUUGACAUUGAAACGGCAAUGCUUGAGCUCAACCAGAUUCUGAGGGCCAAUGAGAUAAAUUUCGCCAUUCUUGCUGCUUUACCAGCAUUCUUUCUCUCCCUCCUUGUGCUCAUGUUAUUGCGUACAUGGGUGAAACAGGACACUAGGGCAGAAGGCAAAGGGAGAAUUGCUCGAGUGCAAAGAAGACUACUAAUUGUGGAAGUUGAGAAGAGAAUUAUGCAGUAUCAGAACUGCAUUGAUCAGGGACUGGACAAAGAUGCUCAAUGUAUGUAUGGAUUGGUUUUGUAUGCACUGGACCGGCUUUACAGGGCAGUGGAGAGACAUGCUAAGGCAACUGGUGAAUGGCAGUGUUUGAGACACGAUAUCUGCGAAUUGGGGAAGCCAAAUAUUCAGACUGCACAGAAGUUGAUGGUCACUUCGCGUAUUGAACGGAUGUAUCAUUGCUUGCUUCCCUCAACACGCCACUAGCUUCCACCCUUCUCUCCUAGUAUUUGAAGAUCAACAGCUGCCAAUAGUCCAGUGUUUGAUUCAAUCAUCACCAAAACGAACUUGGGUACGGUUUUUGUUUUUUGAAGUAUAUAACAUUACGGCAAAUACUCUCACACAACCCUCAUCUCUGGUGAGGUUUGACCUCCCUAGAGGCUGGCUAGUAACUCGGGCACCGCUGGGCCAAUGACCCUGUGGUUGCUUGGGUACACUUUAUCAGCAUGAUCUUGUAUUCAACCAAGACCAAGUGAUUGAUAUUUUGCUUAAUCACCUUGUAAUGGGAUUGGUUUAGCUUAAUCGUUUGUUGGAUCAUCUUUUCCUUUAACGAAAUGAAUUUUUGUG
Molecule: messenger RNA, 2227 nt
Organism: Cynara cardunculus var. scolymus (artichoke)
Lineage: Eukaryota; Viridiplantae; Streptophyta; Magnoliopsida; Asterales; Asteraceae
Product: protein DGS1, mitochondrial
Exons: 14
Coding region: 41-1867 (608 amino acids)
Cellular component (GO): mitochondrial outer membrane
Source: RefSeq, a predicted model, not a curated record